UAUUAAACAAAAAAAAAUAUUUUCUUUUUUAAUAACUUUUUAUUUUUGUUAAAUUCCCCCAAAAAUCUUAAUUAUUAUAUAAUUUUAACUUUAUUACAAAAAUGCAAAAAAUAAAAAAAGUCGAAAACAAAUCACUUUCGGAUUCUUCAUGUUCAGCUGACUCUUAUAACCACAACACAAAUAACAAGAAAAAUUGGAAACUUGCCAUUGCUCAAGAUGGUGAAUUAUUUUUUAUCAAACGAUCCAAAAAGUCUUCAUUAUCCACCGGCCUCACUCAAACCAACAACUCAUCCAAUCAUAACAAAAACAUACCUCUAAACUCGUUGAAACUAUCAACAAUUAAAAAUGCUGAUAUCAACAAAGAACUCUAUUUAAUAGUUAGUUCAAUGGAUCGCUACAGAUUCGGUCGACGAUCUUCGAUUAUCGAAUCUAUGCUAGGUUUUGGUGUAGUUCCAUUCAGUGAUAAUUUUGAAUGCCUAAUGGUUGCCAAUAUUAUUGAUAACUCUAUUAAACUCGAGUAUCCUUAUAUUCAACAAGGCGAUUGGUUCAAGUCCAUGGAUAACAUUGAAGUGCGAACAGAAAAUAUUGAUAAACUCCUUUUACAAUAUACCAGAGCUACCAAGGUCAAAUUAACUUUCAAGAGUUCACAAGCCGUCAAUACAGACCCCGUGGAGGAAAACUGCGAAAUUGGUGACAUACAAAGCUUUGACGAGUUUGCACUCAAUUAUAAGCAAACAUUUGAAAGUAGACACUCAUCCGACAACCAGGAUCCAGUAUUCUUAACAUUAAUAAUCAGUCGGGAAUAUUUUCAAUCCGAAAAUAACGAAUGUCUCUUCUACUAUCCUUUUCUAUCCAAUAACUUUCUCUAUACGGCUAAGGGUAGCUUUCUAACAUUAGAUUCUCUUAUUACUAACGAUCUUAGGUCAAAGGCUAUACAAAGUACUAUCACAGUUAAUCAUACUAAGUACUAUAUAACUUAUGGUCACUUAAAUGAUACGCUUGUUGUUUGCGCAUUUGCAUCAACUUAUCAGAACAAACAACAAACAAAAUCAAACUCUGAUGAUUUUAUAAACUGUUUAAAGUUUAACAUUUCAGACUAUCAGAGUUUGGAAGCGAGGCAAUUCUUGUGUCAUGUCUGUGAUGUUUUUAAAAACAACAUCAUCAGACAGAGACAGAACACUGCUACGACUUUGAGUUUUGGUGUUUUUGCUGGUUCAUCUUUGGGUAUAUCACUGCCUAAAGAAGCUCAGCUUCGAAUAUGUGAUGCUCUGAGUGAAUUUGAAUCUAUGGACCACAAAAAGUGGAAUGAAACACACAAGACUUCUUCUGAUCUUAUUGUUUGUGGUACAGCGUUGUAUUACAAUAAAUUUCUUCUUUCAUCAAAUUUGCAAGUUGACUUACGAACGUCUAUUGAAUGCUAUUUACGUGUUAAAGGUAUCACUUUAUUCGAAAAUAUGAAGGAAAUGUAUAUUUGGGAGGAAAUACAAAGUUAUGUAGAAAGUAAGCAUUAUUUGGCAAUAUGCCUGCGUAACGAUCUUAUGUUGGUGGCGGUUUUGAUAAGUCCUCACCAGCAAGUUACAAAUUUAAAAAUAUCUUGCAUUCCUUAUAUGGAGGAAAUAGCUAAUACGGUUGAGUAUCUUCUCUCAUCAGGCAUAGAUUGCAUAUCGCAAUUUUGGAUUGAUUCGGCGAAGCGGCCUUCUAUGAAGAAGAUCACUCAAUCCUCAGCAAUGCGUAAAUUUACAAUUCAAAAGGAUAUUUCAUUGGAUUGUAUCGAAGGUAAUAAUGUGAUAGUUCAAGAGUCUCCACCACAUAGUCUUUUGAUGGGUGGUCAGCCUGAGGAAGGGUAUCGGCGUAAUUUUGAAUCAGAAAGUGUUUCUGAUGGGUUUAGUGAUUUCAAAGAAUACAAUAAAGAUUGUGAGUAUAUUGAACCUUUGUUGAAUGAGGUUAAAAAUAUUAUGCCAAUGAAUUGGACUGCAGGUUGGUCGAAUGAUUUUAAGUUUUUCGUUUAUUGGAAUUGUUCGGAUGCUAUAGUAACGAGUUCGUUAAAACCCACGUGCUCGGAAAUGCAUUUGAGUGUGUUGAAAGAUAAUAUUGUCAAUAUUCACAAUAUAAUCAAUGGUAAUUCGAAUUGCAAGAGAAAACUUAAAGACAAUGCAACAUGGAAUAGAAAUGUUGUGUUGAGAGAACAUGGCGUUUCAGUUAAAUUGAAAAAUAAUGAUUCGGAAGAAUGCGAGUCUCUAUUCAUAAUUGGUCGAUUGUUUGCAUUUCCUUUGAAAGAAAUCUAUGUUUGUUUUGGUUCGAAUUACUCACAAAAUCUUGUAGAAUUAGCAUUUCGAAUGUCUUUACUGAAUGUUGGUUAGGUUUAGGUUGUAUAUAUUUUAUUUU
This is a messenger RNA of Episyrphus balteatus (marmalade hoverfly), 2385 nucleotides long. It is a transcript of the gene in, whose product is annotated as protein inturned. The coding region runs from base 102 to 2360 and encodes 752 amino acids. Gene Ontology annotation, biological process: nervous system development; establishment of planar polarity; cilium assembly. Gene Ontology annotation, cellular component: cytoplasm; cilium. NCBI's taxonomy places the organism in Eukaryota, Metazoa, Arthropoda, Insecta, Diptera, Syrphidae. The transcript has a single exon. The record is from RefSeq and is a predicted model, not a curated record.